GUGUAAGAUUAACUUGACUUCAAACCACAGGGGUAAACAGACCGCUACUAGAACAAUUCAAGAUGCUUCCAGGAAUUGAAAAUUGUCUUCUGGAACAACAAAACAUGAUCAAACACACUGCCAAAAACAGGAAUCCUUGCAUGUCACUGGGACAUGCGUCUGAAAGCCAUAUGAUGAUAACAACCUGCUGGUAAAUUACCAAACCAGACCGAGUCUAAGACUACACCUUUGAAAGUGGUGUAAAAUUAGUGACAGCUGAACAAACAGACCUGGCCAUCCCCCAGCUGAGCUCCCACCUCUCCCCCCUCACCUAACCUGCUCGUCUCCUCAAUCCUGGGUCAGUUUUUCAUUUCUUAAACCUCAGAAGAACACAGGGCCAGCUUCCAUACCACUGUUCCCCCUAAGAUGCGCUCUCAGGCCAUGGCUGUUCACAGACAAACAUCAAAGAUGGCACUGUACCUUGUUUGGACCCUGAUGGGCUUCAGUCUAUGUGCCCCUCCAGUUGAUUUGGACCUUGCAGCAUAUGAUCUGGAGAAUUAUGAUGACUCAAACACAUGGGAGCUAAACACGUACGGAAACACGUAUCAUUAUGAUGACCUGCCUGAAGAGGUUGGGACUCUGGCUCCUCCUCCAGCAGUCACUCAGCCACCUGCUAUAGUUCCUCCAGAGGAUUAUGUUGAGGAAGUGACACUGCCUCCCCGUCCAACAAAGUCACCUGUCCCUUCCACUCUAGACUUCCAUGAUCCAGGCCUGUUUGGGCCUGACACAGGCUUAGGGAUGCCCUCCUGCCUGCUGUGUGUGUGUAUCAGUGGCAGUGUGUACUGUGAUGACUCAGAUCUGACUCAGAUUCCCCCUCUCCCUAAAGAAACCACACACUUCUAUGCUCGCUUCAACAAGAUCACGGAGAUCAGGGCCACAGACUUCAGCAAUCUCAAUCAGCUGAAACGGAUCGACCUGAGUGAAAACCAGAUAAGUAAAGUGAACAAGGAUGCUUUUCGUUCACUGCUUCAGCUUCAGGAUCUCAUGUUGGCUGAUAACAACAUCCAGGCACUUCCAGAACUCCCAUCUACCCUCAAACACAUCGACGUUCGCAAUAACCAGCUGAGGAGUUCAGGCUUGCAUGCAGAGGCCUUUAAGGAAAUGAAAGAACUUCAGUUCCUGUACCUGUCAAACAACAAGUUAGACUACAUUCCCGUUUCCCUACCAGACAGCCUACGAGUGCUCCACCUGCAGAACAACAACAUACAGAGCAUAAGCCAAGAUACUUUCUGCAACACCCAUGACAUAAACUACAUACGGAAAGCCCUGGAGGACAUCAGGCUUGACGGCAACCCUGUGGACAUCAAUCUGUAUGCCCAGGCUUAUGUCUGCUUACCACGACUACCUAUAGGAACCCCAGUCUAGGACAGUGUCCCCCUGUUUUCUGCAGUUUGUGUGUAUAUGUGUGUAUUUUCUGAACUUCAACGCUCUUGUGACCACAGGAAAAUAAUUUGAAGCAAAAAGAUCAAAUACUUUAGAAUGUCACCAUAUCAAUAUCUAGGCAAUCAAUAUCUAUCUUUUAAAUUUCAUCUAGUGACUUUUGACUCAUUAAAAUACAAAAAUGUACAAAAGGGCUCUGUUCAAAAAUACAGCAUAGUUCUAAAUGAAAAGCCACCAUAAGUUACCAAUUUGGAAAAGUCUGCAUAGGCAACAACACUGCCACAAAAAGGAGAUAUAUCUCAGUUGAUUUCAACAGUGUUUGCAGUUAGCUUGUUGCUGAACAGUUAGUCAGAUAACUAUAUAAAAAAAAAUACCACACACAAAUAUGUGGCAAAUGGUCAAUUCAAUAGUCACGUAUAAAUCAAUUUAACAUGGGUUCACCUACAAAACUACAAAAACGAGCUCCCCAGAUAAGAUGUGUACUUGAUCUGGAAAGCAUCUUGCAGAUGUGAAUGCAGACGUCAAAUAGACGUCUCCGAAAUGCACGUGUACUAUCAGGGUAUACAUACAACCCAGAUAGCACACGUACGUCUGCAAGAUGUCUGUUAAAGAUCACUUGAUCUGGAAAGCAUCUGCUGAGUACAAACAUCUGAUAGACGUCUGCAAGAUGUCUGUUUUACAUACAUUCUAAAUCAUAAAAAUCUUAAAGACAUCUAAUAGACAUCUAUUUGGCAUCUGAUAGGAAACAUCCUAUAGAUGUAUUGCAGAUGAGCAAACACUCUAAAAAUAUGUCUUGCAGAUGUAAAUGCAGACGUCAUAUAGACGUCUCCGAGAUGUACGUGUGCUAUCAGGGUAUACAUGCGACCCAGAUAGCACACGUACGUCUGCAAGAUGUCUGUUAAAGAUCACUUGAUCUGGAAAGCAUCUGCUGAGUACAAACAUCUGUCAGAUGUCUGCAAGAUGUGUUUUACAUACAUUCUAAAUCAUAAACAUCUUAAAGACGUCUAAUAGAAGUCUAUUUGACAUCUGACAGGAAACGUCCUAUAGAUGUGUUGCAGAUGAGCAAACACUCUAACUGCAGAUGUAAAUGUAGACGUCAAAUAGACAUCUCCAAGAUGUACGUGUGCUAUCAGGGAAUGCUCUACAGCUGCCAGUUGAAAAAAACACUAUAGGGAGUAAAACUCCAACAGUGUUUAUUCCCUUUUACACAUGUAUACUGCCACACCGUAGUAUACACAGAGCAUGUGUGAUCGUGAAUCUCAAAAGUGAAAGCGGCUCCCUGAUGUUCGCAGUUUAUAUGCAGUAAAAUUACCCAACAUUAUAAGCAUUGAAAUUAAUUUUUUCCUUCCAUCUCCUAUUUAUUUUCUUUAGGGGUUUCGUAGUACACGUAAUUUCCUUUCUGAACAUGGUGUUCUGAUUCAGACACAUCCCUAUGUGCCAUAAUGCAUGAUUUAGAAACGAAUGCAUUUUGACAUUUGCAUCACAUAAACAGCUUCAUUUGUGUGAUGUUUCUGAUAGUAAACUUGCCCAGUAGCUCACCUGGUACAGCACUGCACUUGCUAUGCGGAGCUCUUGGUUUAUAACCUUUUUAUCACCACUCACCAAUACAAUACAUACAACAACAUAAUAAAACAUUUCCAGAUUCAUGUUUCGUUUGUUUCACAUACGAACACACUUUUAGCAGCACUCACUGGACAUUUCACUUUAAAAGUGUUGCAAUAGUGUUGUAAUAAUAAUGUGCAACAGGCAAUAUAUUUUUUACAAUAUAUAUAUAUUCAAUAUAUAUUUAUAUAUAUACACAAAUGUCACCAUAGGCACGUUUUUGUCAUGUUCUGUUUACUGAGAUUCUGUGUUUUUAUAAAUUAUAUAAAUGAUUUUUGAUUCAACCACCACACAUUUGGGCACAUUUUGUUCUCUAAUGGCAUUGCAAUAUACCAGGGGUGGCGAACGUCUGUCCUGGAGAGCCGCAGCCCUGCAUAGUUUUGCUUCAACCCUAAUCAAAUGCACCUGAACAAGCUAAUCAAGGUCUGAAGGGUUACUAGAAAGCAACAGCCAGGUGAGUUUUAAUUAGGGUUGGAACUGAACUCUGCAGGGCUACGGCUCUCCAGGACCGGAGUUCGCCACCCCUGCAAUAUACAGUAUUCUGGGGUUUACUUUUGCAUGAAAGAUGUAUGUGAUGUUGCCUUACAGUUUGUUCAUAAGAAGGCAAUGUAAUCAUGCUAACUACCUUUUGGGACACCCUUCAUGUUGUGAGCACGCCUAUGAUGGCUUAAAAUAUCAUAGUAGGCAGAUCACUAGGUUUUGGAACAGAGACAUUGAUUAGUCAUGACAAAGCUGCAGAGGAAGCCAGAGCAGGAGUAUAUUGUACAAAUGAUUUUCAGUUUCCACCACAAUGUGGCGCCAUUCUCCAACACUUUCUGUCUGCUGUAAGAUAUUUCUGCAUUUCUAUAGACACUUAGCUCCAUCUGUCAGGUGUUUGUGUCAUUUAAUCUCAGUAUGAUGCUAACAGUCUUUGAAAAUGCACUCUUCUUUAUUAAUGAUGUCGUAUGUUUGCUUGAUUUGCUAAAUCUCUAUUUCCCAUUCAGUAGUUUUCAGGAUGUAUAUACAGUGACAACUCAGCCGCAUCUAUUUUUAAAUCAAUUCGUUCAUGUACCACUGCAGGUGGUUUCUGAGGUUACUUAGCAACUGUCAAAUAUUUAUAGUUUGACAUUUACCCAUGAGUGCAAUGUAAAGAUACUCCUA
Molecule: messenger RNA, 4161 nt
Organism: Labeo rohita (rohu)
Lineage: Eukaryota; Metazoa; Chordata; Actinopteri; Cypriniformes; Cyprinidae
Gene: optc
Product: opticin
Exons: 7
Coding region: 406-1404 (332 amino acids)
Molecular function (GO): protein binding
Source: RefSeq, a predicted model, not a curated record